Aspergillus glaucus CBS 516.65 is the source of this 741-nucleotide messenger RNA. RefSeq lists its product as uncharacterized. NCBI's taxonomy places the organism in Eukaryota, Fungi, Ascomycota, Eurotiomycetes, Eurotiales, Aspergillaceae. Bases 1 to 741 code for a protein of 246 amino acids. The record is from RefSeq and is a predicted model, not a curated record. The transcript has 3 exons.
AUGCAUUCAUUCGCCACCAUUGCACAGGCACUCUUGCUUGUCCCAGGCGGUGACGCUAGGGGCCAACUCAUCGUGAACCCAAAGAAUACAGUCAAUUGCAAGGACACCACCACGCGCAGCAAUGGACCGAGCAAUGGACCGACAUCACGCAUAGGAAUUGCCAGUGCUCAACCAGAGCCGGAAGACCCUGCAUGCAAGUGCAAAUUUGUAUCUUCAGGCUUGAUUGAGCAGGUUGAAGAUUUUCAUCCAAAGGAAUUAAGCGAUUGUAUUGUCCUGCUCCGGAACGUACAAAAGGGGACUGAGGAACAACGACGACAGAAAUUUUGCUCUAAUCAUACUAUUGUACUUGCACGAAAGCUAAGUCUCCAGACUGAAGCGGUGGGAAUCAAUCACAUCACCACGAGAAUUGGACAACUGGCUGGGAAGCAUGAGACCUUGACACAGUGCGUCAAGAAUAAUGCUAAGUGGUUUAGGCACGAUUUUGACCACCCAGUGGUGAUCUGCCUACAGUCCAGAAAAUCCAGGAGCCCCCAUAUUGCCCCCCAAGCCGUCUACGGCUACAAGAGACCAGCUAAAGAAAGAAACGAGCCCACUGACGCAGAAUCUCCAGAUAUUACAGGUCUAGCAUUACUCACAGGCGCUCUGAGAAAGCGUAUGACAUGGAAGACGAAAGAAAUACGGGAUGGCCUCAACAAAACUUUUGGCACAGACAAAUACAUUCGCCGACGGUUUACUAGCUAA